AUGCCUGGCCUGCUGAUCGGUUGCAGCUUCGACCGCCGCGGCUUGGGCGUCUCGCCGGUUGUGAACGACACGCUCGUGUCCCUCGCCGCGGAGCGGGUCACCGUCUCCCGAGACUGGGACAUCUUCGAGGAGGACUACCUCGGGGCCGACGACCUGGGGCGGUCCCUGGCCAAGGGACCAGCGCCCGUGACGGCGGGCGCGUCCUUUCACUACCUGGUCGACCACUACCGCUUCGGUCAGGACAGGCAGUAUUGCGUGGGCCCCGGGGAGGCUCCCGCGCGGGGCCUGAGUCCUGCCGGGGCGGUGGCCCCUGUGGCUGUGUCGCCCGCGGCGGGCGCGAGUGCCGGGCCCGCCGCGAAGUGGUGCGCGAUGGAGUCUCGUGACAGUGUGGGGCUUGGUGACGGUCCCUCCGGCUCGCUGGGGUUAGUCGAGUUCGAGUCCGACGUGCGCCGCACCUUCAAGCGGAAGGACAUGAGGCUUGUCGACCUCGGAAGAAGCUGGGAGAUCGAGGGUCCGUGCUCGACGUCUUGCCCGGCGGAGCGGAUCUACGAGGGCACUCACAGCUCGAGGCAACGGCACUACUGGUGGCGCCCCGUGCUGGGGCCGUCGGCGACGGACGUCGACGUGGACAAGUACUUGCUGGUGUCCCAGCCCCUGGAGGUGGACAUGACGAUCGAUCCGAUGCAGGUCUGCAACUCUGUGACGCUCGGGCCCCCGAGCCGACGUGUUCAGACGUGGGAGAGCGCCGACAAGGAUUUGCUACGAGAGGUGGACACAGGCGGCUCGGACGGUGACGACGGGCUGAGCGAGCGCUCGCUGCUCUUUGACGUGAUGACUCUGAGGAGCAGCGCUUUCGUCAUAUCUGAGCUUGAAGACUACGCGGCGAAGGAGCUGGCGGCCUCCGCCGUCGUGCUGACGGAGCGCGGCAAGGCGCGCGAGGAGGCCGCGGGCUUUUGCCAGGGGUUCAGGGCUGGCAGGUGGUGCCACCCUGAGGCGUUUUCAGCUUCGCAGCAGAUGGGGCAGCGCGACGUUCUGCCGAUCUCCCUGGCGGCCGCCUCGGAGGUCUGUGCUGGGGGUGCCAGCGGGCUGGGCCUGCCCCAGAGCCAGCGGCGGCGGCUUCGGCGUCGACGUGCUCAGGAGGGCUGGCUGUUCGAGGGCAUCCGCGCCUUGAACGAGCUGGGCGCGCCCGAGCCGCUGGCGACCUCGCCUGCGUCCUUGACUUCUGCUCAGGUCUCGGCCGUUCGACACCUUGCUCGGCAGUGCGGAUCCGUCGUCGCUCCCCCGCCUGACUGCGGGAGCGCCCUGGGAGCGUGGGAGGCGCUCCAGGGCACGCGGCCCGGCUACGCGGAUGACGCGAUGGCCAUCGGUGCUCGGGCGAACUUCGAGCGGGGGAACGUGUCGCUCCCCGCGGGGCUCUCUGGGCGAGUUGCGCUGAGUGAGUGCCUGCCGCCCGCCCUGCAGUCUGCGCUUGAAGAUC
Molecule: messenger RNA, 1477 nt
Organism: Prorocentrum cordatum
Lineage: Eukaryota; Dinophyceae; Prorocentrales; Prorocentraceae
Source: the annotation of a GenBank genome assembly